GAUCUUUUCUACAAAGUUUCUGUACACGUGUUUCUCAACGGAUUUGUUCACCAUUUUCGUAGCCAAUUACAGUUGGAUUGCUGUAAUUCGAUCAUAACCGACUCACAUACCUCCUUCCUCUUAUCUCUAUCUCCACCCGAUUUCUUCACAUCUGCAUCUUAUGAACAAUUUCUCCUCUCACCUACCUCCCCCUCUCCUCUUCUGUUGAACUUGGUGGUGUCAAAUUUUAUCGCCUUCGAUCACGUUGCCGCCACCGUGAAGCUUAAUGGAUUACUUCGAUAAUUUAUAAUCGAUCAUCUCCACAUCCUCACUCCUCUAAGUUCCAACGAUCACCCCCCUUCAGACCACUACUAUCGUCGAAUCCAGGCACGACACUAUUAACUGCUUCUUCUUCUUGAUGGGAAGGGAGCAAAAUUGAGGGGGAAACAGAAAGCGAAAGUGACAGAUUGAGGGUGAGAUAGAUGGGUAAAAUAAGAGAACGAAGAUGGGGAAAGGUCCAUAUGUCUAUCUUUACAUAAAACCCAGAGGUGAGUAGUGAACAUUUACUCUUGCUGAAAGUGAUCGUGUUUUUUAUCAUUCUCUAGCGAUUAAGCUUGGAACUCAUUUCGUUUUAUGGUUGGAGGCCUUCUGCCGAGAAGGAUCGUUUUGCAGCUUCAAAAAGCAAAUAAGCUCAAUUGCUUGCUAAUGUUAUGCCCUUCUCAGCUUAAUUCAUUAAUUUGUGCAGCAAAGGUUCUCAAUCAGGCAAGGAAAAAGCUUCGACAUCAUAGUGUUGCAGUGCAAAUGUCAAUAGGAUUGGAAGAGGACUUUCAGGGUCUUGUGGAUUAUUGCUCUGCUGGAAACCAUUUUAUGUUCCUGUCGUAUGCUCGGUUCGAGUUUAUAUAUACCAAGAAGAUCAAAUUUAAGGGAUUUCAUACCAAUGACCUUCAACAAUCCCUUUUAGAAAAGGGCGAAGUUGCCAGCUAA
Lactuca virosa is the source of this 963-nucleotide messenger RNA. Lineage: Eukaryota; Viridiplantae; Streptophyta; Magnoliopsida; Asterales; Asteraceae. The record is from the annotation of a GenBank genome assembly.